This is a messenger RNA of Prorocentrum cordatum, 3067 nucleotides long. NCBI's taxonomy places the organism in Eukaryota, Dinophyceae, Prorocentrales, Prorocentraceae. The record is from the annotation of a GenBank genome assembly.
AUGGCUGAGGCCUUGUGCGGCGUGCGCUACGACGUGGCGGAGGCCGCAGCGCCUCCUAUCAGGCGUGCGGCCGCGUUCUCCGACUCCACCCUCAAAUUUCUCUAUCCAGGCGUUGCGGGGUUAAUGAAUCGCGAGAGCACAGAGGUGAGGGCACAUGCGAACCCUAUCGACAAGCUUACGGUGCUGGAAAGGUGCGCCAGUACUGGGUGCAUCAGGUUUCCUCUCUUCGACUCUGCAGCCGUGCAGCUCCGGGAUCUCCCGUGCGAGCGCGCGCCAACGCUAAUCGCGAUUCGCUAUGGCAUGAUCGACCCGGCGCCCGAUGGUGCCAGGGCGGUCUGGCGCGGGCCAGCGACGCGAAUAAUGAAGGCGUUAACGUCCUUCCUCCGCUGGGCCCUGGACAGGGCGUCGGCGGCAGAGCUGAGGCGGGCGGCCGCGGGGCCGCGCCAGGGUUCGCGACCGGCGGGGCCCGGCGCAGUGCUGGGUGGAGAUCUGCUUGCCUGGCGGGCGCCGUGUAAGAAGCGCGUGCCUGGGGCGUCAGGCAUCGCGCCGAUGAGCGCGGCUGCCCCGCCAUUCGUUCAGGGGGCGGAGGCGCCCCGCGCGCGGCCGGGGGCCGACGCCGACGCGCUGCUGGCGGAUCUGUCGGGCGAGGAGGCCGAGGGGGUCGGCGCGUGGGGCGAGCUGGAGGGCGAGCGCGAUCAGCAGGUCGCGGCGUGGCUGGAGGCGGAGAGGGCGCAGGGGCAGCAGAGCGACGAGAGCGGGCUGGCCUUGCAGGUGCUGGAGGUCGGCGAGCGCGUCGCGAAGGGCGAGUUGGAAGUCGACGACGACGACGACGAUGGCGCCUUCGAGGUGGCGAAGGCGGCGGGGGGGCAUGAGAGCGACGACGGCGAGCUGGCCCAGAAGCGCUAUGGCGACGCCUUCGAGGUAGCGAAUGCGGAUGGGCAGGAGAGCGGUGGCGGGGAGGGCUCGGAGUUCUCGAAGACCGCGCGCUGGCGAGGCGGCGGGCUCCGAGGGGCAGCUCCGAGUUCUCCAGGCAAGCCCUGCAACUUCUGGUGCGUUGCGGAGGCGCGCGGCAGGGACUUCGGGGUUGGGGGCGAGGGCGACGGCGCGCAUGGCGGGGCGCGCGACGGCGACGACUCCGACGAGGAGAUCGGGUGGAUAGAGGACGAGGGCCCACGGCGUGACAACCUCGCGCGGCCCCUGGGCAUCCAGUUGGAGAGCUGCGCCGAGGGCGCCGCGCGGGCAACGGCCCUGGCCCUGUUGGGGGGCGGCAUGGGGGCCCCGCGGCAGGCGGCCCGCGACGUCGCGGAGCUGGAAGGGGAAGUGCUCCGCGGCAGGGCGCGGCUGGAGUGGGGGGGCCGCGGGCGGCCUCAUGUCCGGCUGGGGUUGUCGCACUUCUCCAUGAGCCCGUCGAUGCACACGUCGACGCUUUUCACUGGAGUCACGAAGUCUCCGCCGCCGAUGGUUAUGUUGGAGCCGUUCUCCUCCGUGGGAGCGGCGGUGCGCUCGCCGUCGCCCACGGUGCUGCAGAACCGCUGCGUCAACCUGUCAUCGGAGGACAGGGUUGACUGCAGGCUGAAUUUGAAGUGCAAGUUGCACCCACAGGACGACGGUUUGGUGUCCUGCGCUGCCGAUUUUGAGCGCGUGGCGCUCCACGGAGGCUGCCAUCGAGCGUGCAAUUGCCUGCUUCCUCGUUGUGGGCACUGCUGUCCGCUGCGGUGCCAUCCCUUCGACCGCGAGCACGCCGACGUGGUAUGCAAGGCGCGCUGCAAUCGACCCAGGCCUGCGGGCUGCAACCACGUCUGCAGGCACAUGUGCAAGGACUGCCACGGCGAGACACCAGAGGACCUCUGCCCGACCCUGUGCGAGGAGAUUAUGGAGGUGACGCUUCCCUGCGGGCAUCAGCAGAAGGAGCCAUGCCAUCGCGUUCAGGACGAGAACCGUCUCGGAGAGAUUGAUUGCCAGACGAUUGUUUCCGUGGAGCUUCCCUGUGGACACGUCAGCCGCGUUCCAUGCCACUUGGCAGGGGGGCACCGGAGCGGAGUAGCACCGUUGGCGUGCAGCUUCAAGGAGAAGGUCCGCGCCGAGUGUGGCCACCAGGUGAUGAAGCACUGCAUGAGUCUCCAGCGCUGCAACAAGGCCUGCGAAAAGGUAAUCGAUGUCUGCGGUCAUCCUUGUGGUCGCAAGUGCUCUGAUUCGCACGACCACGCAAGUUGCCAACAUCCCUGCGCGGAGUUACUGCACUGCGGUCACAAAUGUCAAGAGCGAUGUGGUAAGCAACACACCGACCUUUGCGCAGCGCCAUGCGCGCGGGUCUGUACCCACGGGCACCAGUGCCUGAACAGUUGCCAUGAGCGGUGCGUGCCCUGCCGUGAGCCGUGCAAGUGGCGCUGCAUUCAUCUCCAGUGCAAUAAGCUCUGCCACGAGGAGUGCGACCGGCCGCGAUGUGAGCAGCUGUGCGACAAGGUGCUCGGCUGUGGACACCUCUGCCGUGGCGUCUGCGGGGAGCCGUGCGUGCGCUGCGUGCAGUGCUUCCGCCAGGAGGAAACUUGCCCUCUCACGCUAGAGCUCCUGACGAAGCUGCCAGGGAAGCUUUACGAGCUCGACUGCGGCCACGCUUUCGACCUCAAUAUGCUGGACGGGUACAUGGACACCCAGCAGGAGAACAAUGGCCACGCAGCGAUCCUGGCGAAGUGCUGCCCUACCUGUCGCAAACAGGUGCACAAGGCGCCCCGCUACCAGGCCCAGAUCAAGCGCCAGCUCGGCCUGAUCGACGCCGUCAAGGAGCAGAAGCGGCGCGAGCAGAGGCGCCUGACCGACGCCGAGCGCCGCGAGGUGGACCUGGCCAUGGGCGGAGGCCGGUCCGGCGCAGGCCACUGGUUCGCGUGCCCCAAUGGGCACCCCUACUUCAUUGGCGAGUGCGGCGGAGCGAUGCAGGAGAGCCGGUGCCCCGAGUGCGGCGCGCGCGUGGGCGGCGGCUCGCACCGCCUGCUGGCUGACAACAGCUACGUCGCGGACUUUGCGGGCGACGGCGCGGCGCCUCCGGCCUGGCCCGGCGUCGCGGGCGCUG